AUGGAGAGCGAUGAAUCUAAAGGUGGGGGUGGAGGUGAAGGAGCAGUGUUAAAAGGAGUUCCGGCCCGUGGUGCAUACGGCAUCGUUUGUUGUGCUAAAGAUUCUGAAGCAAAGGAAGAUGUUGCAAUCAAGAAAAUUGGGAAUGCAUUUGAUAACAGUAUUGAUGCCAAGAGGACUUUAAGGGAAAUCAAACUCCUCUGCCAUAUGGAUCAUGAGAAUAUCAUCAAAAUCAAAGACAUCAUACGCCCACCAAAUAAAGAAAACUUCAAUGAUGUUUACAUUGUGUAUGAAUUAAUGGACACCGAUCUGCAUCAAAUCAUCCGCUCUACUCAAGCACUAACAGAUGACCAUUGUCAGUAUUUUUUGUACCAGUUACUUCGUGGGCUGAAAUACGUACACUCUGCAAAUGUUUUACACCGUGAUUUAAAACCAAGCAACUUGCUUUUGAAUGCUAAUUGUGAUUUAAAGAUUUGUGACUUUGGGCUUGCAAGAACAACAUCUGAGAGUGAUUUCAUGACAGAAUAUGUUGUGACAAGGUGGUAUAGAGCCCCUGAGUUGUUGCUUAAUUGCUCAGAGUACACCACAGCCAUUGAUAUUUGGUCAGUUGGUUGUAUUUUAAUGGAGAUUGCUUUGAGGGAGCCUCUGUUUCCUGGUAAAGAUUAUGUUCAACAAUUGCAGCUUAUAACUGAGCUUCUUGGUUCUCCAGAUGACUCGGAUCUUGGAUUUUUGAGAAGUGAGAAUGCUCGGAAGUAUGUGAAACCACUUCCACAUAUACCCUCCAAGACUUUUCAACACAAGUUUCCAAAUUUGUCCCCACUAGUGAUCGAUCUUGCAGAGAAAAUGUUGGUUUUUGAUCCAUCCAAACGCAUAACUGUUGAAGAAGCGCUAAAUCACCCGUUCUUGCAAAGUCUACAUGAGAUAAAUGAGGAGCCGAUUUGUUCGUCUCCAUUUAUGUUUGAUUUUGAGCAAGCAACUUUAAGUGAGGAAGAUGUGAAGGAGCUUAUUUGGGAAGAAACUUUGAAGUUUAAUCCAGAUAGUGAAACUGAAGUGGCUGAGUAAUCUUGAUUCUGAAUUUUUUGAGAUAUUUAUCUCAAAAUUUGUCUUGAGAAUCUUUUUUGUUUUGAUGGAAGUUAUAUGAUAAGUUCUGUUUUUGAAAAGCAGAAGGAUACCAGUGAGUUUCUUGCUUGCAGCCUUGAACCAGAGAAGUAACAACGUAUCAUAUAACAAAUGAUAUGACAAGGCUUCUUUACUGGCUUGUACUUUGUGUAUUAAGAGUUGUAUAUCCAUUUGGAGUUUGUGUUUUUUUGCUUUGCAGAAGGGUCGUGUAUCUGAAUAUGUAGAUCAAUUUUUUGUUAGUUUUCGUUAAAAAGUUUAUUGGUUUGAGUUUAAGUUUUGAAGACAUUUGAAGGG
Lactuca virosa is the source of this 1410-nucleotide messenger RNA. The record is from the annotation of a GenBank genome assembly. Lineage: Eukaryota; Viridiplantae; Streptophyta; Magnoliopsida; Asterales; Asteraceae.